CAAUACAGGCAGGACUUUCAUUGGUCUGGAGGAGCAGGCUGUAUGAUGUUGAGCACUGUUGAGCAGGGAUCCGAGUCUGUACUAUGGGCUGAAAGCUUACGUCAGUCUUUCUUACUCCACCAAACACACAGCUGAGAAAUUCCUCUCACCUGCAGAUCUCAAUCCUUUAAACGGGCUAUGUGUAAGAUAUGGUCAGAAUUUUAGUUUCAAGGUGACUUCCCCCUUUCCGAGUCCCUGACAAACUCCAGUCAGGUUUAACGUCAUUCCCUCGCUCUGCGGUUUACUGAGGUAAUAAGCUCAUUAGCUAAUUAGCUAGCUACAGCCAAAGCUACAUCAAAAUGUAUAGUUAGCAACAGUUGUGGGUUACUCGAUAUGCUGCCCCCUAUAUUUUGAACUACCUUUGAAUUCUGGCAGUGUGCACCUCUUAUAUACUGAUAUUGUAUGUCGUCAAACCAUCAAAAAAGUGCAGGAGUAUCUCCUUUCCUUGAAAAGAAUGGAAACAUGUUUGCUAGCUAGCAACAUAAGCUUUAGCUAGUGUUUGCAGUAUCAGCUAGCUGGUGUUAUAAUCAGUUAGUGCGUGAGUUCUCCCAGCUGGUUGUUGUGUUUGUGCAAAGGUGUGGACUCUGCUAUGAAUCGGUACGAGGACAGAGACGAAGAAGUCCCUCCCUUUAAAACCACUCUGUGUGGGGAAUAUGACACCCAGACCAAAGCUCGGAGCCUAAUGCAGCAGCAGAGACCAGGUUCUCCUGGCCCUGGUCCUGGUCCUGAUCCUGGUCCUGGACCUGAACACAGCUGUGUGUCCAUGAGGAGUGAUGCAUCUAUGGAGCCCCCUCUUGUUUUUAGGAAAUCUGCUGAUAGAAGGAUCCACCAGCAGAGUUCAGAUUCCACUGGACCUGGACCUGAACACAGCUGUGUUUCCAUGAAGAGUGAUGCAUCAAUGGAGCCUCCUCUUGCUUUUAGGCACACUGCUGAUGGACGCUCUGAAAUCUGAACCUGGACAUGAACCAGAUUCAGUUUCUGAGGUCCCAAUGCCAAGGUUGCAGGGUCUAAGGACUAAGGAUUCUGGAGUGAAGGUGCUGUUGGCUGGAUUGAAAGAUCCACACUGGAGACUGGACACACUCAGGUUGGAGCCCUGUGGACUGCGAUGGUUAACACCGGGCCUGAGGAAGUAUUCCUGUGAACUCACGCUCGACCCAAACACAGUAAACAAAAAGAUCAAACUGUCCGACAACAAUAGCAAGGUGUCCCAUGUGGAUGAGGAGCAGUCAUAUCCUGAUCAUCCGGACAGAUUUGACUGGUGUCAGCUGAUGUGUAGAGAUGGUCUGACUGGUCGUUGCUACUGGGAGGUUGAGUGGAAAGGAAGACUUCAUAUAGCUCUUACUUACAGAGGAAUUAACAGGAGAGGGAGUGGAUAUGACUGUCUCUUUGGAUGGAAUGAUCAGUCCUGGUGUCUGACCUGCUCCAAGGGUUGUUACUCUGUCUGUCACAACAAUAAAAGAACAUCAAUCUCCAUCUCCUCCUCCUCCUCCUCCUCUUCUUCCUCUUCUUCCUCUUCCAUCUCUUGCAGAGUAGCAGUGUAUGUGGACUAUCCUGCUGGCACCCUAUCCUUUUAUGGAGUCUCCUCUGACACACUGAUCCACCUCCACACCUUCAAGAGCACUUUCACCGAACCUCUUUAUCCUGGGUUUGGGUUCUGGUCUGACAGGUCUGGUUCCUCACUGUCUCUGUGUUCCUCGUAGAAGAGAGAAACUCUAUCAUUGUUCACCUGAUAGUUCAGUCUGUACGGGAUCACAAACAGAGUGAGCAGUUAACAAAAUGCUGCCACCAUGUGGUGUAAGUGAUACAUCAUCUGAAUAACAUUUAGCUUGUUUCACUUUUGUUUUUUGUUUUUUGUUAUGCACAUGCAACUGAGUUAUGUAACACGUUUCACCUGAAGCUCAAAAUUUGAGACAGCACACCAGUCAUCUAGCUGUGAUCAUUUAUGGAAACUUUUCAUACAUUACAUUGUGUUUCGGUACAUUUUCAAAUUGGAGUUUUGUGUAAGGUGCAAUACAAAAUCAACCCAGAUCAGUAAUAGUGUAAACUUUUGAAUACAAGAUUUCUUUUUAAUAAAAUCUCAUG
Acanthopagrus latus (yellowfin seabream) is the source of this 2121-nucleotide messenger RNA. Its product is annotated as stonustoxin subunit beta-like. The record is from RefSeq and is a predicted model, not a curated record. Gene Ontology annotation, molecular function: protein binding. NCBI's taxonomy places the organism in Eukaryota, Metazoa, Chordata, Actinopteri, Spariformes, Sparidae. The transcript has 6 exons. The coding region runs from base 930 to 1739 and encodes 269 amino acids.